Messenger RNA from Pistacia vera, 1086 nucleotides. Its product is annotated as BON1-associated protein 2-like. NCBI's taxonomy places the organism in Eukaryota, Viridiplantae, Streptophyta, Magnoliopsida, Sapindales, Anacardiaceae. Bases 147 to 815 code for a protein of 222 amino acids. Gene Ontology annotation, biological process: defense response. The record is from RefSeq and is a predicted model, not a curated record. The transcript has a single exon.
AUUUACUUGAUUUCAUCAAUUCAAUUUCCUAAACACACACAUAAGCCCUCUAUUUACUUGAUUUCAUCGAUUCCAUCUCCCAAACAUACUCAUAAUUACGAGUAUAUUGUUUUGUGCUUACGUUGCAUUACAGUACCGGUUCAAAUAUGGAGGCUUCGUCUUCUCGCACGGUAGAAAUCACAGUCUUAUCUGCGGAAAAUCUCCGUCUUAAUAAAAAACUGGUGACAAAGAACACAUUCGUCAUCGUCCAAACUGAUCCUUUCAACUGCCAUACAACAAGAACCGAUACGCUAGGAGGAGGGUAUCCUUCAUGGAACGAGAAGCUUGUUAUCGACUUGCCCAUGCAUGCACGCUAUAUCUCUUUAGAAGUACAGACCAAGAGUUCUUCAGGGAACAGAAGUAUUGGAUUUGCGAAGAUACCAGUAUCUGAUUUUACUGGAGGGUAUGUACCAGAGAGUUAUUUGCACUUUUUGAGUUAUAGAUUAAGGGAUGCUAGGUGGGAGAAGAAUGGGAUAAUCAAUGUCUCAGUGAGAGUAAAGACGCCAGGAUACGCAAAGAGUUCGUCUAAAACAGGAUUGAAGGAGACAGAAUACCCAUCGUUUUCGUCGCAAGCUUCAAAUAAAAAAGUGCAGGGAUAUGGGUCUUGUUCAUUACAGGUUACAAGGCCGAAUGUGCAGGGAUAUCCAUCGUUUACAUCGUCGGUCACAGGGCCAAAUGUGCAGGGAUAUGCAUCGUUUUCAUCUCAGGCACAUUUAGGAGUUCCGGUUGGUGGAGUGGUGAGGGGUGUACCUGUUUGGGGUACAAAUCGUGCAUAAAUAUUAUUUGAUAUAUCCAAGGGAUUAUGAAAAUUGAGAGGCCUAUAUACAUACAUACGUACAACAGCAUAUGAAACAUAAAGAUUUAUUUUUAUUUUUCGACAAAAGGAUUGAUGAUUGUAAUUAUUUUACAGAAAGGAAUUCUAGCUAUUGCUGGACUGCAUCUGUAAUUGGUGUCAUAAUUGUUUGCGAUUUCUGCUAUGUUAACAAAUUCAUUCUUAAUUAUAGAUGCUGCCUAUGUUUUAUUGCAUGCAGUUUGGAUGGUAUGAAC